Messenger RNA from Choloepus didactylus (southern two-toed sloth), 1660 nucleotides. It is a transcript of the gene COPS8, whose product is annotated as COP9 signalosome subunit 8. Gene Ontology annotation, biological process: COP9 signalosome assembly; protein deneddylation. Bases 78 to 707 code for a protein of 209 amino acids. Lineage: Eukaryota; Metazoa; Chordata; Mammalia; Pilosa; Megalonychidae. The transcript has 8 exons. Gene Ontology annotation, cellular component: COP9 signalosome. The record is from RefSeq and is a predicted model, not a curated record.
CAUCGCGGGCGCGACGCCCCUAGGGACAGUGUGGGUUUGGGUUUCGGGAGGGUUCGGUGGCAGGACCGGCGGGGAAGAUGCCAGUGGCGGUGAUGGCGGAAAGUGCCUUCAGUUUCAGAAAGUUGCUGGAUCAAUGCGAGAAUCAGGAGCUCGAGGCUCCUGGAGGAAUUGCUACACCCCCAGUGUAUGGUCAGCUUCUAGCUCUAUAUCUGCUCCAUAAUGACAUGAAUAAUGCAAGAUAUCUUUGGAAAAGAAUACCACCUGCUAUAAAAUCUGCCAAUUCUGAACUUGGGGGCAUUUGGUCAGUAGGACAGAGAAUCUGGCAGAGAGACUUCCCUGGGAUCUACACGACCAUCAGCGCCCACCAGUGGUCCGAGACGGUCCAGCCAAUCAUGGAAGCACUAAGAGAUGCAACAAGGAGACGAGCCUUCACCCUGGUAUCGCAAGCAUAUACCUCCAUCAUCGCCGAUGACUUCGCAGCCUUUGUUGGGCUUCCUGUAGAAGAGGCUGUGAAAGGUAUUUUAGAACAAGGAUGGCAAGCUGACUCCACCACGAGAAUGGUUAUGCCCAAAAAGCCGGUUGCAGGGUCCCUGGAUGUUUCCUUUAACAGAUUUAUUCCUCUAUUAGAGCCUGCCCCAGUCCCACCAAUCCCCAAUGAACAGCAGUUAGCCAGAUUGACUGAUUACGUGGCUUUCCUUGAAAACUGAUUUGUUAUACAAAGUUCAAGAUCCACCUUCAGAAUCCUGUAUACCGACAAAUAGAGAAAUGUAAAAUUUUUAUUUUCAAUUUAUUGAAUGAUUAAGCACCUCGGCAUUCCUUACUGAGUAUGUGAUAAAAUACAUAUAUAAUAUAAAAUUAUAUAUAUUUUGUCCCUAAACAUUAGGCUGAAUAGUUGUUGAAACGAUUCUCAUCUUGUAAUAUUCAUCAGUUCGGAUGGAGCCCAUCAGUAUUACGUGGCGAGGUUAUUUUUCCUAGUGACUCAUAAGCCUAGCUCUCCUGUUUAUUGUAGAGCAGAAGUCGUCAGCUGUGUCUUCCCUGCACCCCCACCCCCAGCACACUCCCACCGGUACCUUGAUUGAUAGUCGUUUGAUUCAUUUGAGGAUCGAGGAUGACUACCCCAGAAGGCAGUAUCACACUUGCUGGGGAUUCAGACUCACCCUCUUUGGAGAAUAUGCUCUCUUUUUCGCCUCGCCUCCUGAGACUACUAAAAUAUAGCUGAGGAACAAAAGGCCAUUUCCUUCAAAAACUAGUUUCCUAACUUGAGACUUUUGCUGAUGCUGUGAGUGCAUCCAUUGCUGGCAGUGGAGGGCUUGCCGUGAAAAUGCAGCUUAUUUAAGACGUUCACAAGAUACGUUAAGUUAUAAUAUCUCCUUUCAAAAGGAAGGAAAAGUGGAGUGCAUGAUAGUGGAAGAGAAGCUUUUAAGAUAAGUGAUACACUUGGUACAACUCUCCAUGCAGCCUGUUGGUUGCUUGUAUUUAUCCCUCAGUUCAAGUUCUGCCUUUUAGAGAAAUACUGAAUAACCUGUCUUGCAUUUUUUGUGUGAUAGCCCUCUGGACAUUUGAACUUGUUUAUUGUAUCUUCAGGUUAACAUACUCCCUGUUCAUUUUUCUGCGUUUGGUUAAUAAAUAUUUAAUUGAAUUCUUCAACUCUUUCAUCUAA